Molecule: messenger RNA, 1776 nt
Organism: Penicillium paradoxum
Lineage: Eukaryota; Fungi; Ascomycota; Eurotiomycetes; Eurotiales; Aspergillaceae
Gene: sit1
Product: putative siderochrome-iron transporter Sit1
Exons: 9
Coding region: 1-1776 (591 amino acids)
Biological process (GO): transmembrane transport; intracellular iron ion homeostasis
Cellular component (GO): endosome; vacuolar membrane
Molecular function (GO): siderophore-iron transmembrane transporter activity
Source: RefSeq, a predicted model, not a curated record
AUGGGUUUAUUCACGAAGAUGAAGGUAGAGUCUAGCCACAUCGGCGAAGACUCGGACAAAAACCCCCGCAAUGAAGCUAUCCCAGUGAAUCCCCCUGUGAGCCUACUGGGCCAAGGCAGUCCAGGUGUUCGACGGAUCGAGAUCGUUACAUCGCACUUCCGACUAUGGGAUCGGGUUGCUCUCUUCCUUGCCAUUUUCCUGAUCGCUUACGUGUACGGGUUGGAUGGAACUGUUCGUUACACAUACCAGCCCUAUGCCACGCAAAGUUAUGGCCAACAUAGUCUUCUUGCGACCAUCAAUGUUUUGCGAGCUGUCAUCGCCGCUGCUGCGCAGCCAACUGCUGCUAAGAUUGCAGAUGUAUUUGGCAGAGCGGAAAUGAUUCUCGUCUCGAUCGUCUUUUACACUGUAGGAACUGUUGUGGAGGCAUGCGCGACGAAUGUCCAGGCUUUCGCAGCAGGUGCUGUGAUUUAUCAGAUUGGAUACACCAGUAUUAUGCUCUUGGUGGAAGUCCUAAUUGCCGAUGUGACUUCUAGUCGGUCUCGUCUUCUCUUCUCCUAUAUCCCGGCCUUGCCGUUCCUCAUUAAUACGUGGAUUAGUGGCAACUUGACUGCUGCAGUUCUCAAGGUCACUUCAUGGGAAUGGGGCAUUGGUAUGUUUGCUAUCAUCUAUCCCGUGUGCUCUAUUCCUCUUAUUGCGGUUCUCUACAUUGUCCAUCGACGAACGAAAAAGACUGGAUCACUCGAGUCCUACAAAAGUUCGCUCCAGUUAUUGGGAGGACGGCAACUGGCUGUAGAGCUUUUCUGGCAUCUGGACGUCAUUGGUAUGAUUCUCUUGCUUGGUAUGUUGGCUUGUAUUCUCGUUCCCUUUACUCUCGCCGGAGGCGUGACGGCGCAAUGGAAAACUGCCAAAGUGAUUGCACCACUUGUGAUCGGAAUUUUAUUGAUUCCUGUUUGGAUCUGCUGGGAGAGAUACUGCAAACACCCAAUGCUACCCUUCAAGCUAUUCAAAGACCGCGCAGUUUGGGGUGCCCUUGGAAUCCCGAUCAUGCUCAACGCUGCGUGGUAUUUGCAAGGUAACUUCUUAUACACGGUGCUUUAUGUGAGCUUCGAUGAAUCUGUCCUCAGUGCGACUCGAAUCACCUCUCUUUACAGCUUUGUUUCUGUUAUAACGGGUGUUAUUCUCGGACUCAUCGUUAUCAAAGUUCGCCAAUUAAAGCCUUUCAUCGUGGCCGGAACCUUGCUCUUCAUGGUGGCUUUUGGAAUCCUCAUUUACUUCCGAGGUGGCAGCUCGGGCUCCACUCAUUCCGGAGUCAUUGGCGCACAGAUUUUACUGGGUAUUGCUGGUGGAAUGUUCCCUUACCCAGCUCAAGCCAGUAUCCAGGUUGCGUCAAAGCAUGAACACGUUGCUGUGAUAACCGGACUAUAUCUCGCAUCGUACAACGUGGGCAGCGCAUUGGGAAACACAAUUUCUGGCGUCAUCUGGAACCAAGUCCUGCCCUCCGAACUAAACCGCAGACUGGCCAAUCCAACCCUCGCUGCGUAUGUCUACGCCCAGCCGCUUGCAUUUGCAGACGCCAAUCCUGUGGGAACUCCCGACCGAGACAAUGUCAUUCUCGCCUAUCAGAAGGCACAGCGUCUUUUGUGCAUCACGGGUAUUUGUUUGACAGUCCCUUUGAUUGCAUUCGCUCUGGUGAUUCGCAACCCAACCCUCACAAAGGAACAGAGUCUGGCCAAGGCCGAGGAGGAUAGUAUUGACUCGGGCGCCUCUCAGUCGUGA